This is a messenger RNA of Aspergillus niger, 666 nucleotides long. RefSeq lists its product as uncharacterized. Bases 1 to 666 code for a protein of 221 amino acids. Gene Ontology annotation, cellular component: nucleus. The record is from RefSeq and is a predicted model, not a curated record. Lineage: Eukaryota; Fungi; Ascomycota; Eurotiomycetes; Eurotiales; Aspergillaceae. The transcript is spliced from 3 exons.
AUGUCAGGUCAUCACCAUCAUCACGAUCAUGGCGGCCAUUGCCACGGAGAAGAUGGCCAUGAUCACUCCAACGACAUCACCCCUGCCAUCCAAUCCCUCCUCUACUCCCAAAUCCAAUUUGAUGCGAUCACUACAUUGAACGAGGCCAGUCCCAAGUCUGGCGCCGCGAUUGUGAAAAAGACAUGGUCUGAAAGACUGAACGAUGAACCGGAGCUGGAAAGCGACGCGGAUGAACAGUUGCUGAUGUAUAUUCCAUUCACCGGCCAAGUCAAAGUCCACUCCCUCCUCAUCUACACUGCCCCCUCCCCAUCCGCCCCGAAGACCCUAAAGCUAUUCAAGAACCGCGACGACCUGGACUUCGGAACAGCCUCGGACCUAAAGCCCACGCAGACAGUCGAAAUACCCCAACCUGUGCCGGGUGCAGAUGUUUUCGAGUUGCCGCUGAACCGGGCACAUUGGAACGCGACUACUUCCAUCACUCUCUUCUUCGAGGAUAAUUGGAGCGAUGGGGAAGAAGACGUCACCAAGGUCGGGUAUAUUGGUUUCAAGGGACAGUUCAUGGCAUUGAAUAGGGAGCCGAUCAGUUUCUUGUAUGAGGCGGCUGCGAACCCAGGUGAUCAUGUUGCUAUUCAGGGUGUGAAUGGAGUGGGGAGCAGGAUUCUGUGA